This is a messenger RNA of Pangasianodon hypophthalmus (striped catfish), 4965 nucleotides long. RefSeq names its product synaptic vesicle glycoprotein 2Ca (gene sv2ca). The record is from RefSeq and is a predicted model, not a curated record. Lineage: Eukaryota; Metazoa; Chordata; Actinopteri; Siluriformes; Pangasiidae. Gene Ontology annotation, molecular function: transmembrane transporter activity. Bases 315 to 2507 code for a protein of 730 amino acids. Gene Ontology annotation, biological process: chemical synaptic transmission; transmembrane transport. Gene Ontology annotation, cellular component: membrane. The transcript has 13 exons.
CUCUCCCACUCUCCCUCUCUCUCUCCUUCUCUCUGUGUAGUGCUGCAGAGAUACAACUGACUGCAGCAGGGAAGAGAAGAAACAUCACUCUCAGCUCUCAGCUCUCUGCUCUCUCCUCAGCAUCCCUGUCAUACUACUGAGUUUGCAUUCAGCACGCGCAGCAGGCUCAUGUAGAUAAAAAUGGAGUACCAGUACAAAAGCAUAUUUGGUCAGCCUUUUAAGAGGUCCAUCCAAUGAGAGCCAAGGUGUUUUGGGCCGUUCUAUUGUGAUUACUACCAUCUCCCUCUCACUGGGUCAAUCAUUUCAGUUCUGCCAUGGACGACACAGACCCCCGGGACCACCUGUCCCUUAUUAAGGGGGCUAAAGAUAUGGUGAGGGAGGCCAAACGGCAAGCUGCCAAGAAGGUCAACACGGUGGUUGACCGAGCAUCAGAUGAGUACUCACACAGCCGUGCCUAUCACCGCUUCCAGGACGAAGACGAUGGUGAAUACUAUGACCCGCCUCAGGGCAACUACACAGGCGAUCACGCCAACGAUGAAGAAGGUUCCAGUGAUGCCACCGAAGGCCACGAUGACGAGGACGAGAUCUAUGAGGGUGAAUAUCAAGGAAUUCCCUCUGAAUCCGGACAUAGGGAUGGACAUGUGGCCUUGGGGCAACCUGUAGCAGAUGGCCUUAAGGAUCGUAGGGAGCUUGAAAGUGAGAGGCAAGCAGAUGAAGAGGAGCUGGCGCAGCAGUACGAGCUGAUCAUCCAGGAGUGCGGCCACGGCAGGUUCCAGUGGCAGCUGUACUUCACACUUGGGUUAGCACUCAUGUCUGAUGGUGUGGAGGUUUUCGUAGUGGGCUUUGUGCUGCCCAGUGCUGAAACAGAUAUGUGCAUGCCUGAUUCAAGCUCUGGAUGGCUAGGUAGCAUUGUAUACCUGGGGAUGAUGGUGGGGGCUUUGUUCUGGGGGGGUAUGGCGGAUAAAGUGGGCCGGCGACAGUGUCUGCUUAUCUGCAUGUCCAUGAACGGCUUCUUUGCCUUCCUGUCUUCCUUCGUACAAGGCUAUGGCUUCUUCCUGCUCUGUCGCAUGAUAGCGGGCUUUGGGAUUGGUGGGACGGUACCUAUUGUGUUUUCCUACUAUGCGGAAGUCUUAGCAAGGGAGAAACGUGGAGAGCAUCUGAGCUGGCUCUGCAUGUUUUGGAUGAUUGGGGAGAUCUAUGCUUCUGCCAUGGCCUGGGCUAUCAUACCUCAUUAUGGAUGGAGCUUCAGCAUGGGUUCAGCAUAUCAGUUCCACAGCUGGAGGGUAUUUGUAGUGGUGUGUGCUCUGCCAUGUGUCUGCUCUGUGGUGGCUCUCACCUUCAUGCCAGAAAGUCCAAGAUUCUACCUAGAGGUGGGGAAGCACGACGAGGCCUGGAUGAUCCUCAAGCAGAUCCAUGACACCAACAUGAGAGCACGCGGACAACCGGAAAAAGUCUUCACUGUAAAUAGAAUUAAAAUCCCAAAGCAGAUCGAUGAGUUUGUGGAAUUGCACCCAGAGACCAGUAACCUUGUCUCCAAAGUUAUUUUCCGAGUGAAGACAGAACUUUAUGGGAUCUGGCUAACCCUCAUGAAGUGUUUCAAUUAUCCAGUGAAAGAUAAUACUAUAAAGCUGGCCAUUGUGUGGUUUACGUUGUCAUUCGGGUACUAUGGCUUGUCUGUGUGGUUCCCUGAUGUGAUCAAGCACCUUCAGGCUGAUGAGUAUGCUUCUAAAGUGAAGAGGCACAUUAAUGAGCAAACUGAGGACUUCACAUUCAACUUCACAUUAGAGAACCAGAUACACAUCAAUGGUGUGUUCAUCAACGACAGAUUCAUAGGUAUGAAAUUCAAGUCAGUGACUUUCAUCAACACCACGUUUCAAAGCUGCUACUUUGAAGAUGUGACGACUGUGGGCUCAUUCUUCCGAAAUUGCACUAUUAUUGAUACUUCCUUCUCUGACACAGAUAUUGACGAGUCCAAACUCAUAAACACGAAAGUCACAAACAGCACGUUUGCUCAUAACAAAACGGGUUGUCAGAUGACGUUUGAUCAUGACUACAGCGCCUACUGGGUCUACUUUGUCAACUUCCUGGGGACGCUGGCUGUGCUACCAGGAAACAUUGUGUCCGCACUGCUCAUGGAUAAAACAGGACGCUUAUCCAUGCUGGGAUUCUCCAUGAUACUUUCUGGGAUCAGCUGCUUCUUUCUGUGGUUUGGCACAAGUGAGGCCAUGAUGAUCGGAAUGCUGUGUCUUUACAAUGGCCUCAGUAUCUCUGCCUGGAACUCACUGGAUGUGGUCACAGUAGAGCUAUAUCCCACUGAUAGGAGAGGGACUGGCUUCGGCUUCUGUAACGCCUUGUGUAAGCUGGCAGCAGUGCUGGGGAACCUGAUCUUUGGCUCUCUGGUCAGUAUUACUAAAGCCAUCCCGAUCCUGCUGGCAUCCUCUGUGCUGGUGUGUGGCGGUCUGGUGGGACUGCGGCUCCCGGACACAAGGUCCAAUGUCCUGAUGUAGGAAGUCAACAGCUUCACUCAGCCCAUGUAUCUCCUAUCCAUUUUUACAUUGUUUGAGGCAUCCUUUUCCAUUUUGAAAAGCUAAAUCAUGAACUAGAAGAAGAGAAAAAGACAGAAAUAUGAGAAAUAUGAUUACGGUAAUGGAAUUUGCAGAAGUAAAUGCUUAAGCUUAAGCAGACGUGAGUGAUAAUGUGAGUCAUAUUAUGUCUGAGGGCAUUGCGGUUAUGAAUGGCUGAAAUGAGUGAUGCAUUUAAAUCUAAACAUACAGUUAAAGAUCAGAAGCCCAGGAGGAUUGUGAAUCAAUUUCCUAACACUCUGUGUUACAUGUAUGGUACUACAGAUCGCAUUAUUGUCUCUCUAUUUUUAAGCAGCCUGCAAGUCUCAUACAGUAUGCUGAUGGUAUGAUGCUGGAAGCUGGUACUGAUAGAAGUGUAAAUAUGAAUGCCUCCUUUUAUUAAGAUGCUUAAAAAACUCUUAAUGAGCAUCCCUAAGAGAGCCCUUAACUGAACAUGAUGAGCAGGACUGGGAGAACUAUGCAGCUAUAUCACAGCUAUCAUACAGAUCAUAGGAGCUGAAAGAAAAAUAUGGUUAGAGUCAGCAGUUAUUUUGUUUAUUAGGACUCACUAUAGCUGUAUGAUUGAUUAUUAAUUAAUCAGCAUAUGACUUAUUGACCAUAAAAUGUCCUAAUGCUUGUGUGUAUAGGAAGUAUAACUGCUGAAUAAAUAAAAUAGAUUCUCCACAGUUUAACAAGAUACUGUCACACAAACAUUUACAUUAACUCACCUCAAAAGUGUUUCAUACCAGUGCAAAAAAGUAUUAAUGCACAUACAUAUCAAAUGCAGUAAGUGAAAAUAAUUUACUUGGAGCUAAAUCUAAAAAAAAAAAUCACAUUCCUGCUCUUUUACACAUAUUGUCGAGGACUUUUAACAUUGCUUUAUUGGAGUAAUUGUAGCAAAUAUGUUAAAAUUGUGUGUGUGUGUGUGUGCGUGUGUGUAAGGUCAAAUGGUAAAAGAAGCUUUUCACAACAUCCUAUACACAUGAACCCAUAUCUGGAAAUACUAUUGGCCUUUAGAAACUGUGCCUCUCCUUUGUUUAACUGUCACUCACUCUCAGACAAAUAAUCUUGACAAAUAAUCAAACAAACUCCACUUAAAACAACAAAAAAAUAAUAAAUAAAUAAAAAACCCUUUAACGACACAACACUGUGCUUCAAUGAGAUUUAAUUUUCAUAUUUUUUUUUUACACCUAGGCGUCAUUAACAGUGUAGGUUUUGGUGACCCUGAGGUUUAGAAAGACCAUCUUAAACAUGUAGAUUGUCCAUCUGGUGAGUCUAAACCAACAUGAGUUCAUGAAGUUUAUUAUAAGUUUGUUAAAGGUUGUUACUGUACACUUAUUCACAAUUAUACAGGUACUACUGACCUUAAAAUAAUUACUUUAAAUAUAACCAUGGACUGGAGAUUGGAAGUCUUUAUCAAAUCAGUUUCAAAAUAUACCAGAUUGGAAGUAAUUAUUGUAGCUCUAAUUGGAUAAUUCAUGUAACUUGUGGUGUCUUUUAAUUGUGUUCAUCCAGAAUCGGAGUCAAACUACCUAUUUAUUUAUUUUUGAUAUUAUAUCAUCAUUAUGUGCCUCCACAGGCCAUAAUUUUCCUGACAAGGAUACUUUCUAUGUGCUGCUAUAUAUGAUUGGUGUCUGUCAUAACAACAUUAUAAUUGUUGACACUACUGUUUUAAAAUUUGGCAAAGACAUUCAUCUGUUUUUAAAAAUACUAUUUUACAAAGAUUCUAAGCCAUUUUGUUGUAAAAUAAUAAUAAUAAUAAUAAUAAUAAGGUAAUAUAUAAUAAUACGAAGUGUCCUAUACUGUUUUUGAUUAGGCCUCUGACAAACCAAAGUGACUUACUGCUGUUUCACUCUCAGCAGAGCUAAGCAGUCUCUGAAGUAGAGGUUUCUAAUAGGAAAAAUAACUGUAGCUAAUUAAUUAAUUUAGCCAAAUUUUAAUGAAGCAGUGUUUAUCACUAUUAGGAUGCAUAAUAUAAUGUUAUAGUAGAUUGUUGUGUGUGUCAGCUUAUGUUUGUAUGUGUUGCUUAUGAAUGUGUGUGUAUUUGUCUGUAAAAUAUUGUAUAUACUGUACGAUACAGUGUGUGUGUGUAUUGGUGGACACAAAUGGACAACGAUACAACAUUUUCAUCUUUCAUUAAACUACAGCGAAAAAAAAAAAUCCUCUCAACCAUCCAACAUCACAGACAACCUUGCAUGUGCGUAUGAAAUAGUCUGUCUUUGUGCUCAGUUUUGAGUUUUCAUGUCCCCUUGCUGAGGGACAAUCAGAACAUGAUUAUUUGGAGCAAACAAAAGAAUGUUACGCUGCUCUGUGUUUUAUGAAGGUUGUGUGUAUAAUUUGUGAGCAUAAAAAUACUGAAAAAAGCAUACUUUUGUGAAAUUAAUAAAGAUAUGUGUUGAAAUGA